This is a messenger RNA of Bipolaris sorokiniana ND90Pr, 2720 nucleotides long. RefSeq lists its product as uncharacterized. The record is from RefSeq and is a predicted model, not a curated record. The coding region runs from base 13 to 2499 and encodes 828 amino acids. The transcript has a single exon. NCBI's taxonomy places the organism in Eukaryota, Fungi, Ascomycota, Dothideomycetes, Pleosporales, Pleosporaceae.
ACCCGUUGCACCAUGACGCCUCGCACGCGAACCAGCAAUCAAGAAGUCGAUUUCAAAGUGUAUUACUCGAAGAAAGUACCGCAGCAAAUACACUUUCCGCAUAAGAGUAAGACGGUGCGUCGCCGCUCUGCACCCGUACGCGAUGACCAGGAGAAGCGGCAAAUGGUGUUUCUGCCAGAUAAUAUGAGGAGGCAGACAAUAGGCGUUGUUAGUGACUCGGAUGAUGACGGCGGGAAUGUUGACACGGAUAUAGAGGAGCAUGCGGAGGGGAAAACUACGGACAAGUCGAAGCAGAAAGGCAGGAAGCGAGAUACCAGCAUCAUGCAUGACGAGCAAGAUAGCGAACACGACGAUUCUAUUCCACAUGAACCCAAGCGUCAAUGCAAAAUUGCGUCGUCAAAGAACCAUCAUCGUACACGGCGCGUUCAGGGCACAUCUGACAAUGAGGCGAACAAGAUGGAUGGAGAGCGCGCACUGAGAAGGCAGUCAACCAUGACGCAAUUGGUAGACGGGCGAAAACCUCUGCUGGGCGUUGAAGAGCCUGGUUUUAAGCCUGUCAAGAAGACACCCCGAUUGAGUUGGGGAGGAAAGGGCAAAAGUGACAAGAGAAGCAAGGAUCAGAAGCAGCGGACUCUGACACAAAUGGUGCCUGGAAUGCGCUCGCUCGAGAUAAUGUCAGAUGACGAUAUGGAUGAGGCGCUUAGUAGUGUUGAAGCCGAAGAUAAAGACAGUCAUGCGUAUGGCCAUGCUGUGGCACGGCGACUCGCACAGCAAGGCCUGUACCAGACAGGGGACAAUGAUGGCGCGGAGGUGACUACUGAAAAAGUUAAGGAAGACGCAAAAUCAUUAUUGAUUGAAGAAAACGUGCAUCAGUUUAUGGCAGAUUCACAAGACGUAACCGGGUCUGUAUUGCAAUCAGUAGAAGGUGACUGUAACGACAGUUACAAGCCAACACAAUUCAUUGAGGCUCCUUCCAGAAGGUCAGGCAGAGUGACCCGACGGAAUACGGUGGCACAGGCCCCAAAAGUAGGAGAAGCCUCAUCUGUCCCACGCAAAUCGGAGAGAUCAGCCAAGGCCCGAUUCAGUCUCCUGUCUACCCCCGAGAAGCGACGAAUUUGUGAGAUACCAUCUUCCCAAUCACCAGCAGACUCGCCGCUGUCUACCCAGUUCACGCCUCACAAGCUGAAUCAGUCGCCGCUAAAGCAAUGCGCGACAAACUUUAGCAACAAUGCUGUAGAAACCCCGUCAAAGCGGAAGCAAGUGAGUUUCGAAAUGCCGUCUAAGACUCCCAUACCUCCACCAAAACUGAGGAGAUUUGAGAGCACCAUCCAGGACUCCGAAGAUGAAGAUGACGAUGCUAUUGAAGAAGACAUGCCUCUGCCUAAACGGGCCAAGCAAGAGUUUGACGAGGACGUGGGACUUUCGGCGCUGGAUAAAAGCGUUGGUACGGACACUCAGGCUAUACUUAAUCAAAUCGAUCGCGCGUGUGCCGAGGCCAACGACACCGGUGAUACAGUCUCGCCAGAGUCAUCGCUGGAAUCAGACAGUCUUCCUGUUCUCCGAGGCUACAAAGAGCCCUCACCCGAAUUAGGAGACCUUCAUAAGCAACCGCAUAAUCAAAGCGAGUGGGCCAUUCAAAAGGAUCAUCUAGCUUACCACGAUGAGCCAACUCGGAUCAAGCAAGAGCCUGGAAGUACUGAAGCUGAGCUACCUACACAGACCAAGCAGCUUCAUUUGACACCACCGAUCCUCGAGGCAGAUGUCCAGGACACUUUCCCUUCUACUUCUAUGGCUAUGCCUGAAGAUUCUUCUGAUGAGGAGAUUUCACUUAAAAAAGAGUCAAGUCCAUCACAAUCGGACAGGCGACCUUCCCUACAGUCUAUAUCAGCCGGCAUGCAUCAAUCCAUGGACCUUGACGGCGAAUUCGUCCAGGUCCCCCGUUCCCCAUCUCCGCAGCACGAGACUCAAGAAUCCCAUUCAAGCAAGGCAGAGCAACAGCUACAGGACGAAUGGCUCUCGUACUCACAGUACGUGAAUGCACAGCCUUCCAAAUCAUCAAGCCUGCGUGUCAUACCCGACGCAUCUAACUACAACGACACGCCGCUACCACGUCUAAACACUGCACAACCGCCACUACAACAACACCAUCCAUCAGGAUACCGUCCCAGCCAAGCGACCACCGUCGAUGAGAUAACGCAGCGCACACCUCGUACCAAGCGAACCCAGAAUUUCUCAAGCACACACACUACUCCUCACCGCAUCGCUGGCUCUCAACCUGUCUUUAUUUCGCCGGGCAAGCCCCCUCCCCUCUUCAUCCCAAGUAGUUUCCCCAGCCCGGGGAAAACAGGUGCUGCAACCGAGGAGUGGAGUAGUCCUAUAGUGAGUAUGACACAAAGUGCGCAUUACAGGAGUAGCCAAUGGGCGAGUUUGGAUAAUUUUAGUAUUCCGCUUCCGCCGCCGCCGGUUGGUGAGGGAGAGGAUGAGGAGGAUGAGGAGUAGUGGGGCGGAAGGUGCUGAGGGGAACUGGUUAGAAAGGUGGCGUAGAGAAAUGAUGAAGUGACAGCGAAUGAAGUACUGACUUGGUGUAUAAUCGUGUCGUAGCUACAUUUGACGCAGGAAGAACUGAAACAUGAGUUGGUUGCCAUCAAAGACGAGUCAGAGUGGAAGUCAAAAUCUAAAGUUUCAUUUAAAAAAAAAAGACUACCAAAAAAAAUCCCACA